Diuraphis noxia (Russian wheat aphid) is the source of this 399-nucleotide messenger RNA. Its product is annotated as RNA-directed DNA polymerase from mobile element jockey-like. Lineage: Eukaryota; Metazoa; Arthropoda; Insecta; Hemiptera; Aphididae. The record is from RefSeq and is a predicted model, not a curated record.
AUGGCAAUGACAAAUUACAAGGACAAGGACAAGGUCAAGGUCAGAUGUCAAGGUCAAAGGUCAAGGUCAGAGGUCAAUAUCAAAGGACAAGGUCAAAAAGGACAAAAACAAGGCCAGAGCAAACCGCGUGACUUGCCAUCCAGUUAUCGUCCGAUUAGUCUGUUAGACGGAGCCGGUGAGGUGUACGAAAGGGUUUUGUUAAACAGGCUGGAGACUCAUAUCACCCAGAUUGGAGCAUUAAGCGAUCAUCAGUUCGGCUUCAGAAGGUCGAGAUCGACCGUUGAUGCCAUAGAGGAAGUAAUCAAGGUGGCAGACCGUGCAAAUAGUGGCCCCGUACAAAACAGAGACUUGAGUGUCCUCAUCACCCUGGACGUCAGGAACACAGUAGAGGUUCAUUGA